Heterotrigona itama is the source of this 3812-nucleotide messenger RNA. NCBI's taxonomy places the organism in Eukaryota, Metazoa, Arthropoda, Insecta, Hymenoptera, Apidae. The record is from the annotation of a GenBank genome assembly.
AUGUCAUUUAGUAUAAUAAAAAUUGUGACGGAAUACGAGUAAAUAUGAUAGUUAAACUUAACGUGACGUUAAUGUGAUUUUAUUAUAAUUUUCUGUAAUAUUUAUUACAUGAAUAUAAAUUAAAUUAAUUGAUUACGACUGUGCGUGAAAAAAAAUUCUGACAAAAAGUUGGUAGAGGACUGACACUGUGAUAAGUGUUAGAAGCAAAACAACAUUAAUAAUUCAUUACGAUAAAGUAGAAUAAUAAUUAAAGUUAAUUGAUGUUUAUUUUUACUGUUGUCUGAUAAGUGAGAAUUCUUUUUGUUGAAUAAUGUAAACUUGGCUCACUCUUGAACUUUUUACACAUCUGUUGAACUUUUAUAUGUCUUUUAUACAUCUUUUGAUCUGAUUAUACGUUCUUAUUGAGGAUAAUUAUGUACUUGUUUUAUAAGUUUUACAAAUUACAAUUAAUAUCAUUUUUUUCGAUUUAUGACGUACAUUUAAGGCUCUUUUACCUAAUGAAUUUGAAUGAAAACUUCUUUUGUUUUAAACAUUUCAAAGAAGUUUGUAUGUAGUUUAAAAAUGUUUAAAGUAAUGAACAGUUUUAAAAAAUUUUUGUUUGAAAUAUUUUAAAAUCAAGUUGAACAUGUUCAAACUACACUGCUUAUAUUUUGUAUGCAUAUUUAGUUCUUUUAUUUUAGAUAAAAUAGCAGAUAUUUAUGUACGAAAUAUACGAAUAAAACAAAUUUUUAAGUUAAAAAAAUUCCCAAGUUCGUAAGAUCAAAUUUUAUCGGUGUUCGGAUAAAUCAAACUUAUUUUAAUACGUCGAUGACAAUUACAUUAUCAAACAGCGGGUAAUAAACUUGCUGUAAAUUCCACUGAAACUGAUUCACAUUCGUAUGUAAAUUAUUCUUAAUUGUAACUACGUUUUCUCUUUUAAAGCCGGCCAAAGAACACAGAUAAUUCUAGAUCAUUUUGAAUACAUAUUUUUGAAAGACGUUUAUGAAAUUUAAUUGCAAAACGGUAAACAUUAAAUUGAAAUAGAGAAAGAAAUGAAUUAUGGGGAACAAAUUGCAAAAAAAAAAAAAAGAAUAUCGAAAGUGUCAAGGUUUUCAGUGACUGUGCACAAGUGAAAGUAAAACUUUCUUUUCGGUACUGAAUCUUCCAAUCUUCACAAUGCAUAUCCGUUUCCUAUUUAUUUCAUUUGCAGAAAAAAUCCUGCAAACUAAAUUUUUGAAAGUAUUUUUAUGUAUUUCUGUUUUCUUUAAUAUAUUUUUAUUUUCUUUGUUAUAUGAAGUUACUAGGAAUAGCAUUUAAAAUUUUCGAUAAACUGAGAUUUCUUUCAAACUUCGUGUCACACGAUGUAAAUAUAUUCUCGAAAAUAUCAAUCAAAUUCGAGUUAAACUUUUAUAUUUAUACCUUCUGGAAAUAUAAGUUAUUUGUAAAAAUGUAGAAUAUCAUUUAAAAGGUGUUCAAAAGGAAAAUGGUGCAAAUAUUCUUUUAACUUUUUAUUUUAAGAAAAGAAAAUCUGUUUAUUAAAUCGUGUUCUCAAUCAGCAAUAUUUUUUAAAAUUCGUUACUAUUCAAAUAUUUGCUAAGUUAUACAUCCGAAACAAAUACUACUUCAAGAUUCUCAUUGAAAACGUUUAUACUUGCAAAAUUUAUAAAUUCGUAAGACUAUUAUAUACGUUAUUUUCGUAAUAUGAUUUGUUUAAUAAUAGUAUAAACAUUCAAAUUAGGUGUUGGUAUGUCAGCCUUCUUUCUGUCCAUUUUUGGAAGAAUUUAGUUACCAUAAAUGGUUGUUCGUUUCACUGACCCAAUUACGUAAUAAAUCAUUUUGAAAUGUAUUUUUAGCGAAAGUUUAGUAUUACAAACUUUUAAUAUUUUUUUAAAAAAAAGUCGUUCUAGUGAUCACAAUACUUUAUGUUGGAGUACUUAAUAUUAGAAUAUAUAUUUCAUUUUUUUCAGUAUUUUAUUUUUAUUCAAUAUUUAAAAUUAUUUUAAUCAAAUAUUUUAUUAUAACUACACGAGUUUCAGGUUAAAAUAAUGAAAAAAUAAUCGUAAAAAAUCAUCAGCUCUUAAAGUGAUGAAGUAACAUUCAAGUGUUGUUUGUUAAAAUGCCUAAAGUGCUAAUAAUAUACCUUGUAUGCAGGAAACUAAGCAAACGAAGUAUAAAUUAUUUAACUUUCGCAUUUGGUAUUCAAUUUGCAUGAAUAGAAUUAUAAAACGAGUGAAGAUAAUGAACAAUUGUAUUGUUCGUUAUUCGUAACUUGCAUUUUAUUAAAUAAUAUUAGGAUCAAUAUGUAUCAUACAGAUUUGUACUCUGAAAUAAUAAAGCUAUAUAUGAGCCAAAGCUAUUUACAGACCAAAGCUAUUAAUUUCAGUUUUUAAUUUUUUAAAAUUCGAAAAAAAAAUUUGUUUGAUGGCUAAAUUUUUAUAUUUACAAUUAAUAGCACUAAAUGACAAAUAUUAUUUUGUCCAGGAAAUAAUAAAUAGCUUAUUUUCAGAAUUACUAAUAAUUAUUCUAGGAAUGUACAAUUUUAUAUAUCAUAUUGUACAAUAUUUAUUUGAGUUUUAUCUAUUUUAUUUUGAGUCUAAAAGGAAUUAAAAAAAAAUUUUAUGCAGUUUAUCAAUUUAGCAAAUGAGCAGCUCAUAUAUGAUUCACAAGAUGAAUGAUUUUGAUACCCGUGAAUAAGCAUCUUGUCAUGAGAGAUAUGAAACAAAUGAUUUUAAUAUUUAAGUAUAGUUUAUGAUUUUAUAAAGAGUACUAAAUGUUUAUUUAUUUAGAAUAUUGAGAUAUUGCUGAGGUUAUUAAUUUUAUUACAGGAAAUAUUAUUUUAAAUUGCUUUAAUGGUAUUUCUUUUGUUUAUUUUAUCUGGUCUGAAACUGAUUUCGAUAAUUCGAGAAUAUUUGCAGAUGAUUGAUCGAAUUCAUACAAUAGAGAUAAUUCAUUAGUUUGCUAUCUAAAAAAUUGUAAUAAUACGUUAACUUUAGUAAGUAUAUGAUCACUGAUUUAUCAUGGUUAAUUCAUUAUUACUUUGGUUUAUAUUGUUAUUUGGUUAUAUUGUUAUUUGGUUAUAUUAUAUUUUAAAGUAUAAUACCACGAAAGUAUAAUAAUUAUUACUAUAAUUUUGUUUAUAUUAUAUAUUAAUUUAGAAACAAUUUUUAUGUUGUACAAAAAAGAAAGAUUAUAUACCAUCUUAUAAUUUAAGAAACUAUAUAGAGUUAUUAAGAUUUUUAAAUAAUCCUUUUCCUUUACAGAUUCCGUUCCAAGAUGGCAUUCAAUAAAGGUUCUAUUCUUAAACUGUUAGAGUUGGUAAGUAUAAUAAUUAUUGCAUCACUAAAAUUUGCAAAUAUUCUAUUCUAUCUUAUUAUCAUAAUUAAGAUUAUAUAUAUAAUGUUAUAACUUCACAAAUAUUUCAGAAAGAAUAGAAAUUAAAUACAUAUUAUCAAUAAUCCGAAAUAAUAAUCGUGAAAGCCUAACGUAAUAAGAUUUUAAAAACUAAACUUUUUAGUAUUUAAAUGAUUUUUUCUCAAUCGUAAAAGAACUAUUUUUCUAUCUUCAGUGUAUUUCUAUCUCACUGAUUCGUUUACAUUUAUAGUGAAGUUAUUUUUAACUCUCUCCAGAAAUAAUUUUGAAUAGUCUGUCACUUUUCACUUCCUAUUUUUCUAUAUCUCUGAUAAAUCAAGAAACAAGAAACAUUGAGAUUUCCUGGAGAUUUCUAGACAUUUUUUUUUUUUUAGUCUGGCAGAAUAGAUAAUAAUAUAAUGGAUAGUGAUUGCUGUGCACGAUAUUUUCUUCUUCUUAUGAUCGCACUUCGAGCCGGAAGUUAG